CAAAAAUAUUAAAAACAUUACAAUUACUACGGAAUUUCCAAAAAAAUAUCAAAAUAACAUCAACAUCAUGAAUCAAAUGAAUAUGCACGUGCCAAUGAAUUCAGUAGGUGCUAAUCCUAAUGUAGGCAUGCAAUUGCCAGUAUCCGUUAUGCCAGUGCCUUCACCCCAACAAAUGCAGCCAGCAAUGCCGCAGCAGCCUCAACAGGACAAGAUGGAUAAUAUAUCUAAAGUGAAAACAUUGAUGGGCUCCUUGCGUGAAUCUUUACCUAUGACAUUGAAAUCAGCGGCACAAAUUCUACAUCAAAAUUACAACAUUGAUUCAAAUACUCAGAAAGGUAUGGACAAUCCCGUGCCAAGAUUUGAUAAAAAUUUGGAAGAAUUUUUCUCACUUUGUGAUCAAAUGGAGCUACAUUUGAGGACGGCAAUAACUUGCAUACAACAAGCGCAGUCUGCUGCUCAUUACCUUCCACUCACAGUCAUACCAUCGAGAUUGGAUUCAGGACCUACAAGCCAGGAGACAACUCUGAGCUACCCGCAGUAUUUGAACACAGUUCGUCUACAAAUAUCAUACGCCAAAGAUAUUCACGACACAUUAGUAGCCGCAGCUCAAAACAUCUCGCCCGCAGAGUGACCAGAGAGAAAUUAAACACAUUCUAGAGUGAAGAAUAUUUAUUGUAUAAUCUGUAUUCAUAAGUCUAAUUUUACGCUAAAUUAAUAAAAAAUAAUUGAAUUCA
Vanessa tameamea is the source of this 734-nucleotide messenger RNA. RefSeq names its product mediator of RNA polymerase II transcription subunit 29 (gene ix). The record is from RefSeq and is a predicted model, not a curated record. NCBI's taxonomy places the organism in Eukaryota, Metazoa, Arthropoda, Insecta, Lepidoptera, Nymphalidae. Gene Ontology annotation, biological process: regulation of transcription by RNA polymerase II. The transcript has 5 exons. The coding region runs from base 68 to 631 and encodes 187 amino acids. Gene Ontology annotation, molecular function: transcription coregulator activity; transcription factor binding. Gene Ontology annotation, cellular component: mediator complex.